AUGGACUCAUCUCUGGAAAAGCCCGACUAUGAGAAUCUGGAUGUGAUCCAAAGAAACCGCCUCCCUGCCAGGGCAUACUGGCUACCUCCAUCUCAUCUCAUCCUCAACGGAACAUGGGACUUUCAAUAUGCACCUACACCGUUGGAAGCCUCCGAAUAUCCUCCCGGAGAGGCAAAGUCUGACGAAGAAUGGUCACCUAUCAACGUCCCAGGCCAUUGGCAACUCCAAGGCUAUGGUCAUCCGCACUACACCAAUGUGCAAUUCCCCUUCCCCUCAGCGCCACCUUUCAUCCCAACCGAGAACCCCACAGGUACCUAUCGACGCAAUUUCAAGGUCCCUGCUGAGUGGGACAGCAACUCACAACUAAGACUUCGGUUCGAUGGUGUCGAUAGUGCCUAUCAUGUUUGGUUGAACGAGGAAUUUGUGGGUUAUUCACAGGGAAGUCGCAACGCGGCUGAGUUUGAUGUCACGAGUGUUAUCAAGAAGAAUGAGGAGAAUGACUUGGUUGUGAGAGUUUACCAAUGGUGUGAGGCCUCUUAUAUCGAGGACCAGGAUCAGUGGUGGCUUUCGGGUAUCUUCCGUGAUGUGACUUUAUUUGCGUUUCCCGGAGAAACCAGGAUUGAAGACUUCUUUGUCAAAACAAAUCUCGACGCACAGUAUCAGGACGCCACUCUUGAAGUCGACAUAACAUUGCACCAACGUGGGAAUGAUUCGCCCAUCGAACUAUCACUUGCUCUUCGGGACGGUGAUAUGCAAAUUGCCUCAACGGAAAAGACCUUGCAGGAUAAGGAUACUACAGUCAAAUUCGAGAUCCCUGUCGCUAAUCCAAAGAAGUGGACUGCGGAAACUCCAUAUCUCUACCAGCUCGAAAUCACCCUCAAGGCGCCCAACACAAAGGUGAUUCAGAACAUUACACAAAACGUCGGCUUCCGCAAAGUCGAACUAAAAAAUAGUCUCAUCACCGUCAACGGCUCACCAAUUCUCCUUCGAGGCGUAAACAGACAUGACCACCAUCCUCUUCACGGAAGAGCUGUUCCAUACGAUUUCCUCAAGCAGGAUCUGUUAUUGAUGAAACAACAUAACAUCAACGCGCUCAGAACAAGUCACUAUCCUGGUCAGCCUUGGAUCUACGACCUAGCAGACGAGCUGGGUUUUUGGGUUAUGGAUGAAGCAGAUCUGGAAUGUCAUGGCUUCUACGAUGUUGUCACACAGCAUGUUGAGCCGGCUCCUUAUCUGGAUUAUGAGGGAAGCAAAGAGGAGUUUUUCCCCAAGGCAGCACAAUUCACCUCUGAUAACCCAGAGUGGCACGACUCGUACCUUGAUAGAAUGGUUCAGAUGGUCCAGCGAGACAAGAAUCACCCAUCCAUCUUCUCCUGGUCACUCGGCAACGAAUCCUUCUACGGCGUCAACCACGUUGCAAUGAUCGAAUACGCCCGCAGUGUAGAUGACCGACUCAUCCACUACGAAGGCGAUAUCAAAGCACAAUUGACCGACAUGUACUCUUACAUGUACCCUGACCAAGAUCGUCUGAAGCGCCACGUCGAGAUUGACGGUAUCGAAGACGGAAAAUGGCAAAAGCCUGUUAUUCUUUGCGAAUACGCACACGCCAUGGGCAAUGGACCUGGUGGUCUAGACGACUAUCAAGACGCGUUCCGCAAAUAUGAGCGUCUUCAGGGUGGUUUUAUCUGGGAGUGGGCCAACCAUGGUCUUUUGCAUAAAGGCGGGUACUACGCGUAUGGAGGAGAUUUUGGCGACCAACCGAAUGAUUCGACGUUUGUUAUGGAUGGCUUAGUUGAUAGCGAGCAUAAGCCGACACCGGGACUUACAGAGUUGAAGAAAGUGUUUCAGCCUGUAAAGUUUGAGUUCAAGGAUGGGAAAGCUUUUAUCACUAAUGAGUACGACUUUGUUGGGUUAGGGCACUUGGAGGGCGAGUUCCUAGUCCAAGCCAUGGGUGACAAGGUAUCGCUUCUCGAAUCUGGCAAGGUAGAGAUCCCAGAGGUCAAGACCUGGGAAACCGUUGAGCUAUCUCUUCCAGACCUCACUCAGUACCAAGGCCAUGAUGAAGAAGUCUUCCUGCACAUCUCUUUCACACUCAAGGAGGCUACAAAGUGGGCACCAGCGUCUCACAAGAUAGCAUGGUUCCAGCACAAGAUUUCCAUGGACAAAGAGCCUAUUGCGCCAGCUCCUUCCACCACUCAAGCCAUUAACGUCGAUGAAAGCCGAACUGGAGUUGAAGUAUCGGGUACCGAAUGGGCAAUCAAGUUCGAUCGUGUACGAGGUUACAUCACCAAGUGGUCACAUGGCACUGAUCUUCUCGAGAUCGACACUGCGACGCGCGCGGCGAUUUAUCCCUGCUUUUGGCGCGCGCCUACGGACAACGAUAAAGACAGCGCUGUCAAUGUUUGGAAGGAUUACGGUGUUCAUCGAAUGACUUCCCAGCUACGAUCUUUCCAGGUCCAGAAGGAUAAUGACAGGGUUACGGUGAAGACGGUGACAUAUCUCGCACCUCCAGUAUUAGGAUGGGGCUACGAUAUUACCACACAUUACCAAAUCUCGUCUGACGGUAUUUUAUCAAUGAAACUCGAUCUCCAGCCCAAGGGAGUUUUCCCAAAGGAUAUUCCCCGUCUGGGUCUCAAUCUUCGCUUGCCUAAGAAGCUGAACCAAGUGGAUUGGUUCGGUCGCGGGCCUGGAGAGUCGUAUCCGGAUAAGAAACACUCUCAGGCCAUUGGUAUCUGGUCAUCCUCGGUAGACGGUCUGGAAGUGCCGUACGAUGUUCCGCAGGGUCGCGGUAAUAGGAUGGAUACGCGGUGGGUACGCGUUGUUGACGCGGAUGGACAUGGAAUUCGGGCUUCGCGACGCGAUCAAAGUACAUUCGAUUGGACUGGUAGUCGUUUGUCGGAUGAGACGAUCGAGAAAGCCAAGCACCCAUGUGACUUGGUACGUGAAGAAGCUACUCUUCUGAAUCUGAGUGCCAAGGUUGCUGGUGUUGGCAGCGCGACUUGUGGGCCUGGAGUCAGAGAGGAUCUCAAAGUCAAGGUUGAACCAAUUAGUUACGAGUUUAUUCUAGAAAAAAUCUAG
Molecule: messenger RNA, 3078 nt
Organism: Fusarium poae
Lineage: Eukaryota; Fungi; Ascomycota; Sordariomycetes; Hypocreales; Nectriaceae
Exons: 3
Coding region: 1-3078 (1025 amino acids)
Biological process (GO): lactose catabolic process
Cellular component (GO): beta-galactosidase complex
Molecular function (GO): beta-galactosidase activity; carbohydrate binding
Source: RefSeq, a predicted model, not a curated record